UGCCUCGGCAACACCCUCAAUAGCUCUUCAGACCACUACAGACCGCUUCACCAUGCCUCCACAUCUGCACCCACGGUCGCGCAUGACGACGUCGCUCUUCACAACCACGCUCAUGGUAUCUUUCCUUGUCGUGGCCGCACCACAUCUCAUGCCGUGUCCUGUCGACCCGCGCAUGCUCGCCGACUCCGCAGAUCCCACAGGAGAGAACCGGAGACGGCGGAGACGAAGAGUCCGAGAGGAGGAAACUAGCAACGAUUUUAUGAGUGAAGAGACAAGGAGGAGGCAGCGCAUUGAGGAGCGACUAGCUCCCAGGCGAGAGUGUCCAGUGCCGAAGCCUGGUGGGCUGAUCGGGCAGGUGCUGGGGAUGCCCAAGCAGGAGCUUGAGGAAGAGGAAGAAAAUCUGUCCAUUAUGCAAAGAGUCGAAAGAGCGGUGUGCAAACCGCGGUCGAAGGAUGGCAAUCAAUAACGGAAGCCAGAUAUAAAGGCAGCUAGCAAUGGCAUGACAUUCAAGAACCAAGAGGUCGCGCAUCUUGUAACGGCAGACGAUGGUCUGCGUCGGCAGGGACCCUGUCAGAUGUAACAUAUGUAAAUACUUCACAGCAGAAGGAAUGGUUGAACUGAAACGUAUACAAGAGUGUAUCAGGGUUUUACCUACAGAAGGGUCUUAGAA
Cucurbitaria berberidis CBS 394.84 is the source of this 670-nucleotide messenger RNA. RefSeq lists its product as uncharacterized. Gene Ontology annotation, biological process: mitochondrial respiratory chain complex IV assembly. Lineage: Eukaryota; Fungi; Ascomycota; Dothideomycetes; Pleosporales; Cucurbitariaceae. The transcript has a single exon. Bases 53 to 466 code for a protein of 137 amino acids. Gene Ontology annotation, cellular component: mitochondrial matrix. The record is from RefSeq and is a predicted model, not a curated record.